Molecule: messenger RNA, 2078 nt
Organism: Closterium sp. NIES-67
Lineage: Eukaryota; Viridiplantae; Streptophyta; Zygnematophyceae; Desmidiales; Closteriaceae
Source: the annotation of a GenBank genome assembly
GUCAGGAAACUUGACAACAACAACUUGGGGGGCACAAUUCCUGACUCCAUUAGCAAGCUCACAAAUCUGCGCCUCUUAUACCUAUGGAGGAACCCGAUAUCUGGCUCGAUACCGGCAUCAUUAGGCAACCUUCCAAAUCUGACAGAUUUGGAUCUAUCUGCAAUUGGCCUGGCAGGAUCCAUUCCAUCUACUAUUGGCCGCAUGCGCAGCCUGACAUACCUACAACUUCACUACAAUAACUUGAGGAGCACGAUUCCUGACUCCAUCUCAGACCUUACAAAUCUUCGUACCUUAAGCCUCUCACAGAAUCAACUUUCUGGUUCGAUACCAGGGUCAAUCGGCAACCUUAGAGAUUUGACUGAGUUAGAUCUUCGUGACAAUGGCCUGGUGGGCACAAUUCCUGCUUCCAUUGGCAACCUCACAAAUCUUCGCGUCUUGGACCUGAAUGCAACCGGAGUGACAUGCCCUCCUGACUUCACCCAAUGCUUGGUCCAACAAAACACUUCAAGCGCUUUUUGCAGCGCAUGCCCCUCUUUCUGCACCACUUGUGCCAAGCCUGCAUCAUCGCCCCCCUCCCGGUCUCCGGUUCCCACCGCAACACCCACUGAACCCCUAGCAUCCACCACCUCGCUCGGAAUGCCGACCUCUCAGUCUCGCGGCGAUCUGUCAGCAGGAGCCAUUGCUGCCAUCGCUGUGGCUGCUGUGGCUUUCCUGCUGCUGUUGAUUGGCACGCUCCUAUGGUGGAGACGCCACAAGAAAGAAGCAGCACCACCAGCAGCUAUAACCAUCAAGGAAAGCGAGGAUGCAGUGCUCACGAGAGAUUUUAAAGGCUUGGCAGGCAGUGUGGCAGCCUCUCACUGCACUGAGUACUCCCUUGAGGAAGUCAUGGCAGCCACGAGCAACUGGUCCAAUGACAACCGGCUUAGCUCUGGUGCCUUUGGUGAUGUCUUCAAGGGCGUGUCUCCAAGGGAUAGCACCACACGGUGGGCCGUCAAGCGAGCAAAACUGCUUGAUGCUGACUUUCAGAGAGAGGUCCGACAAAUCGCAGACAAGAACCAUCCCCACAUUGUUCGACUACUCGGAUUUUCCAUCGGAGGGGACAUGAGGACACGGCCAGAGCAAGUCCUGAUCUACGAGUUUGUUCCGAACGGUGACCUUGAGAUGUGGAUCAGUACACAGGCACCCUUUCAUCUCAGCCUGAAGCAGCGGCUGGACAUCCUCAUUGGUGCUGCACGUGGCUUGGAGUACCUCCACAGCUUUGGCCUUGUGCAUCGCGACAUCAAACCCGCCAACAUCCUCCUCGGGGAAAACAUGCAGGCAAAGAUUGCAGACUUUGGACUUGUGAGGGGGGAAGAGGGAAGCACCGUGGGCACGACUCGGGUCAUGGGAACACCGGGCUAUGUGGAUCCCAUCUACUUCCAGACAUCAAAGGCAACCACUGCCACCGAUGUCUAUAGCUUCGGUGUGCUCAUUCUUGUGGUCCUUACCGGUCGGAGCCGCCCGCUCUAUACGGAUGAUGGAAAGAGCGAGCACAUCCUGUCAUGGGUGGAGUCCUGCCUACUGUCCGACAGCCCGACCCACCUCAAGGACCUCAGCAUGGACGCCCCUGAUGAUGCUGUGCUGCGCUUGGCCCAGCUGGCUAUCAGGUGCACUGUGGAGCGCACUGCGAGUCGGCCAAGCAUGGCACACGUUGCGAAAGAGCUGUUUAGUGUUAGGACUGAGGUGGUAGGAGAAGAGGAGCUGAGGGAAGCAAUCAGGGUGGACAAGCAAGCCCAAGAGAUGACGACUGCAUUCCGCUCUGUUAGAAGUAUGGAUGAUCAGCAGAAACCCAUUGAUAAGUAUCCUGGGUGGGCCUUCCUCUCGAAAUCAGCCACUUACAUGAGUGGAGCUCCUGGUGGUAAUAAACCACAGAAUGGGCCACGGAUCUAGUCGUAUGUAGCUAUUGUCAACAUAUUUAUAUAUUGUUAUAGGCUAGAUAGGUGCAUGCUCAUACCGUAAUCCCCUGGAUAUAGGCGCAUCCCUUUAUUUGGCCCAUUGCGCUUAUGGAGUGCAAGUGCGCUUACAUCCGUUAUUUCAUU